Cavenderia fasciculata is the source of this 4089-nucleotide messenger RNA. RefSeq lists its product as uncharacterized. The transcript has 3 exons. The coding region runs from base 1 to 4089 and encodes 1362 amino acids. Lineage: Eukaryota; Evosea; Eumycetozoa; Acytosteliales; Cavenderiaceae. The record is from RefSeq and is a predicted model, not a curated record.
AUGACAAAAAGAGUGUACUACUAUACACUCAACCGAUCACAUACUAUUAGCAAGCUAGCUCUCAAAAAGAAAAAGAAGAAGAUGACAAAAGGAGCAGAACUUUCACUCAAGGUAUUAAAAGAGGUUAGGGAAGGAGCAGCCAUCUCCCAAGUGGCCCGUAAAUAUAGUAUCAAUGAAACGACUAUUAGAAGAUGGGCCAAGAAACCGAUGGACCAAGACUCGAUCAAGAGUCGUGCCAAAAAACAGGGAAGAAAGAGAAAGAUCAACGCCGACAUUGAAUACAAUGUUUUGCAGUGGAUUUCCAAUACCAAGGGUGUCCACAUUCCAUCACUAGAGAAUCAUCCUGCCCUUCGAAAGACUUCAUCCAAAAAGAAGUCGGCCGCUAAAACUGGUGAUGGUAGCAGUGGUGGUGGUACUAGCACCUCUGACACUACUACUACUGCCGGAGGAUUGACUAUCGAUGACUCUAUCACAAUCGGUGGUGACGAUUAUGACUAUGACGAUGACGACGAUGAUGAAGAUGAUACUGAAUCAACUCAAGAAGAAGAUCCAAAUAUCAACGAAGAAGAUAUCAUCUUGUUAACAAAUGAUCCAGAUGAACAACAACAACAACAACAACAACAACAAUUACAAACACCUUCAAAACAACUUGGAGAUCAAGAAAAUAACAACAACAACAAAUUGGAAUUGGCUUUAACCAAGGAUACGGAUACAUCUACAACUACAACAACCUCUACAUCCUCUACUACAACUACUAAAGAUACGGUAGUUGCUGACGACAAGACCAAAGAGAAAGAAGUAGCAGUAGUCGUGUCCAAAGACAAGGACAAAAAGGACAAAGAAUCAACCAACAAGGAAAAAGACAAAGAAACCAAAGAAAGAGAAGCCAAAGAGAAAAAGGAAAAGGAGAAAAAGGAAAAAGAAAAGGAGAAAAGAAAAAGAAAAGGAAAAGAAAAGGAAAAGGAGAGAAAGGAAAAAGAGAAAGAAAAAGAAAGAGAAAAAGAAAAAAAGAAAAAGAAAAAAGAAAAGGAGAAGAAAAAGGAACUUGAAAAAGAGAAAGAGAAAGAGAAAGAAAAAGAAGAGGAAAAGGAAAAGGAAAAGGAAAAGGAAACUACUAGUACUAGUAGUAGUAGUAGUGGAGGAAAAAAGAAAAAGGGUAGUGACAAGGUAUCUGUAAAAAAGGAGGAGGAGGAGGAGCAAGAAAAACAAGAAGAUGUAAAAAGUAAAGAUAAAGAUGUAAAUAGUAAGAAAAAGAAUAGUAAAUCAAAAUCAAAGAAUGAUAACAAAGAACAACACCAACAAGAACCGACAACAACAGCAACUACAACACCAACUAUAACACCAACCGACGAAUCAACAGAAAAACAAAUCCAAGAGGAAAAUAAUAAUAAUAAUAAUGAUUUAAUUACAACUACAACUAGUACUGCUAGUUUACCAAUCCUUUCUACUACAACCACUACCUCUACAACUACUAUUGCUAAUGAAGAACCAGAAUUAAUCAUUGGAAAUAGUGAAAAUACAACUCCAGUACCAUCUUUGGCAACAAGUCCAAUUAUUUCCAUGACCAAUUCCAUCUCACCAGUUACCUCUGCUACUUCAAUACCUGUCGAUCCUAUGGUUUUGGAGGAUAUUCAUACCACUAGCACUACAUGUAUAUUGACAACUUCAACCACUUCAACCACUUCCACUUCCACUACUUCUACUCCACCACCACCACCCCAUCCAGAUUUGACCAAGACAGACACUCAAAUGAUGGAUUUUAGUGGUGAUAAUAAUAAUAAUAAUAAUAAUAAUAAUAAUAAUAAUAAUAAUAAUAAUAAUAUGAUGCAAGAUGAAGAAGAAGAUUAUGGAGGUAUAAGUUUUACAAAUGCACCAGUCAUUCAAAAUCAAGAUGGUGUCAUUCAACAAGGUAUACAACAUGCUUUGAUUGGUGUCCAAAAUGCUAUGCAUCCAGCUCCAGUCAUUGACAUGAGUAGUGUCAACAUCCAACAAUAUAUCUUGGAGACUUAUAAUAUUGACUUGACUCCAUCCUACAUCUCACAGAUGAUGAAGAGAAAUAAUAUCACCCUUUCUCGUCGUCCAAAGGGUCCCCCAGCACCUAGAGGAGGAGCACAGGGAGGUCAAGUCGGUGGAGUACCAGGAGUAGGAGGAGUAGGAGUAGGAAGUGGUAUGGGAGGUGGUAUGGGAGGUGGUGUGGGAGGUAUUGUUGGAGGUAUUAAUGGGAAUACACCUAUUAGACGUGCAACUAAACGUUCCAAGAGCUCGAAUAUGCCAGGUCUUAAUGGCUCUACAUCUAAUAUCCAGCCUGCCCCACAACAGAUGAUCGAUCAACAGGCCUAUCAACAGAUCCAAGCUGCCGGUCUCAUUAUCUCGACCGACUCACCUAUUGGUCUGUCGCCUGCCAACCCAGCUGUUCCUCCCACGAGCACACCGCUGCGUUCGCAGUUUGGGUUCCACCAUCACCAUCAUCAUCAGUCCAUUUCUAUACCUUUCACAUCCCAUGUACAUAAAGACGUCCCCAAGCCCAUCCAACCUAUCCAAUCAGUCGUUUCUCCACAACAACAACAACAACAACACCAACAACAACAAACACAACAACAUCAAGAGGACACACCACAACAAUUCCAUGAAAUUGUUGUUGAAGUUAGUUUCAAUAAUUUGACUCAAGACGACCACCACCAUUCUCACUCUAUUCCUCAAGACCAACAACAACAACAACAUCAUCAUCACCAACAACAACAACAACAACAUGUCGAACAAGAACAUCAACAUAUGGAGCCAGAGGUUAUCCAACAAGAACAUCAACAUGGUAUGCAAAUCGAUGAGAUUCACCAACAUGAUCACCAACAACAUCAUCAUCAUCAACAACACUUGGAAGAGGGACAACAACAACACGACCAACAUAUGGAGCAUCAACAUCAACAUCAAUACCAUGAACAAGUUAUUGAGACAUAUGAUCACCAACAACAACAACAACAUGAGGAUCAUGGUCAUGGUCAUGAACACGAACACCAUCAUCACCAUAUGCAAGUGGAUGAACAACAUCAACAUCAACAUAUGGAACAAUACCAUGAACAAGGAGGUAUGGAAACUUAUGAGCAACACCAACAACAUCAAGAGGAACAUGGUCAUGUCCACGAACACCAUGGUCACGAACACGAGCACCAUCAUCACCAUAUGCAUAUGGAGCAUCAUCAUCAAGAUCAAGAAUCACACCACCAUCAUCAAGACCAAGAAUCACACCAUCAUCAUCAAGAGCAUAUUCAUCAAUCAACAGACCACUUGCACCAUUCAACAGAAGACUUGCAUCAUUCAACAGCAGCUUUACACCAUUCAACGGCAGAUUUGCAUCAUUCAACGGCAGAUUUGCACCAUUCAACGGCGGAAAUCCAACAAGAUGGACAUUAUUCUCAUCAUCAUCAACAUCAACAUCACCAACAACAAGAUCAUCAGGAUCAAGAAGAAGAGGAGAUUAUUCUAUUGCAAAGCGACCAAUAUCACCAAGUUCAACAAGAAUAUAUGGAACAACAAAUGCAAGGUCAUGUCGAUCAUCACCACCAUCAUCAUCAUAUGCACCAAGAGAUGGAAGGACAUUCUGAGCACGUUGAACACAUUGAUCAUCACCACCAACACCAUCACCACGAGAUGGUCGAUCAACAUCAUCAAGACCAACAACAACAACAACAACAUCAUGAUCAAUCAUUACAUAUAGUUGAAGAAGAAGAGAUUAUCCAUCAUGGUCAUUUCCAUAGUGACUUGCAUUUACAUCUUCCGCCAGAUUUAAUUGUUGGAGCACCAAAUAGUGUAACUGGUCUAUUGGUAGGAGCCCCACAUAGCACAGGACUUAUAGUUGGAGCACCACACAGUACUGCACUCUUGGUUGGAGCACCACAUAGUACCGGUCUUGAAAGUUCAAUGAUUGUUUUACAAGCUGUUGAGGCAGCCCAAGCAGCCUCGGGUGAUGUCCUAGACGAUGUUCUUCAACACGUUGAAAAAGCAAUGAAUGAAGUUGCCUCAGACGACGAAGAAGAGGUAAUGGCUCAAGGAAAAGUUGAUCAAAUUGUCUUGGAUCAUUUAAUUCCUCAUUAA